Phragmites australis (common reed) is the source of this 1550-nucleotide messenger RNA. RefSeq names its product protein RMD5 homolog. The coding region runs from base 207 to 1367 and encodes 386 amino acids. Gene Ontology annotation, cellular component: nucleus; GID complex; cytoplasm. NCBI's taxonomy places the organism in Eukaryota, Viridiplantae, Streptophyta, Magnoliopsida, Poales, Poaceae. Gene Ontology annotation, molecular function: ubiquitin protein ligase activity; protein binding. The transcript is spliced from 2 exons. The record is from RefSeq and is a predicted model, not a curated record. Gene Ontology annotation, biological process: proteasome-mediated ubiquitin-dependent protein catabolic process.
AAUCCAUCUCUCUCUCUCUCUCUCUCUCUCUCUCUCUCUCUGGCUCGCCGCUGCGCCUGCUCACCCAUCGUGUACCGGACGCUGAAGAGAAGCGGAGCGACACGACUCCUCCGCCGACGCCGCCCAGCCCAGUCCUGAUCGGAGAUCCGCGCUGUUGCUGCGAUUGGCUAGUCUGAAAACUGUGCUGCUUAGUUGGAUGUGCUAAAAUGGAGAUUGAUGGCGUAAGAGAGGCAUUUGAUCGAGUUGUUGGGAAAUGUGUGUUAUCUUCUGUUAAAGCUCAGGAAGCUGUUGAUCAGAUAGUGAAUGAAGUUGAGCAGGCAAUCACUAAGAUGCAGAUGAUGAACACAGAUUCUAUGGGAACCGUUGACCCCUCUUCCAUCCUUGCAGAACUGAAAGCUAAGCUGAAUGCAAUAGCGCCACUAAACCAACUUGAAGGUUGCCAGAAGGAAUUAAAUGUUGCCCUGAGCAAAUAUCUCAAGUUCCUUGAGAAGUCUUUCAAUCCAGAUAUAUCGAAGGCAUACAGAAAUGUGGAUUUUGAGGUCCAAACAAUAAACAACAUCAUAGCGAACCAUUUCUACCGCCAAGGCCUCUUUGAUCUUGGUGACUUGUUUAUCCGUGAUUGCGGGGAAUCAGAUGGAGCUUUCUUGAAGUUACCAUUUCAGGAGAUGUAUGCAAUACUUGAAGCGAUGAAAGUGAGAAACCUUGAACCUGCCCUCAGUUGGGCUGCCAAUAACCAUGACCAACUGUUGCAUAAUGGUUCUAUGCUUGAGUUCAAGCUUCAUCGGUUUCAGUUUAUUGAGAUAAUAAAUAAAGGAAUUAGAGAUGAGUGUUUUGUGUAUGCAAGGACUCACUUGGUCCCCUUUGCAUCUGUGCACAAGGAAGAAUUCCAGAAGCUAAUGGCUUGCCUUCUCUGGGUUGGCCGGCUCGAUCAAUCCCCAUAUGCUGACUUAAUGUCAUCAGGGCAUUGGGAGAAGCUAGCUGAGGAGCUCACCCAUCAAUUCUGCAGCCUUUUGGGGCAGUCUAGUGAGAGCCCACUGAGCAUUGCAGUAUCAGCUGGUUUUCAAGGACUACCAACCUUACUGAAGCUGACGACAGUCAUGGCCGCAAAGAAGCAGGAAUGGCAAGCGAUGAAGCAGCUCCCAGUUCCCAUAGACAUCGGGCCGGAGUUCCAGUACCACUCUGUCUUUGUAUGCCCAGUGCUCAGGGAACAGUCUAGCGACGAGAACCCUCCAAUGUGGAUGCCUUGCGGGCACGUCGUCUCGAAGCAGUCAAUCAUGAAGCUGUCGAAGAGCAGCUCCAGGCCUUUCAAGUGCCCGUACUGCCCCUCGGAGGCUGUUGCGUCCCAUUGCAAGCAGCUAUAUUUCUAAAUGUUGAUCUUUUCUGGCUGCUCAGACCUCUUUACACAUGCUUUUCCUCACGUUACCUGUUGCACCAAUCCAAUGACUUGUCUGCACUCUGUAAUAUAACCGUGUAUCUUCAGUGUAACAUGUGUUGCCUGAAUGGAUGUUAAUCUGUACAGUUGCAAAUUCCAAUAUGUUGUUUAAAAUCCA